AAUCUUGCUUCCAAAAAAUGGAAAAAAUAUCCCAAACCCUUCAUCGCCCACUAUUUAUUUAAACCCCCUCAUCCACCAUAUUCCGUCACCAUUCACCAACACACCAUAAAUAGAACUAUAUUCUCUUCAUCCCUAUCUCCAUUUCCAAUCAUGCCUGCAAUUCCAGAAGAGCCACUCCUUGCUCCAAACCCUGACAGAUUCUGCAUGUUCCCAAUCCAAUACCCUGAGAUAUGGGAAAUGUACAAGAAAGCGGAGGCAUCGUUCUGGACAGCGGAGGAAGUUGACCUUUCCGGCGACCUCCGCCACUGGGAAUCUCUCACCGACGGCGAGCGCCACUUUAUCACUCACGUCCUUGCCUUCUUCGCCGCAUCCGACGGCAUCGUCCUGGAGAAUCUCGCCGGAAGGUUCAUGAAGGAGGUUCAGGUCGCCGAGGCACGCGCCUUCUACGGCUUCCAGAUCGCAAUCGAGAACAUCCACUCAGAGAUGUACAGCCUCCUUCUCGAAACUUACAUCAAAGACUCAUCAGAGAAGAAUCGUCUCUUCCACGCAAUUGAGACCGUUCCUUGCGUAAAGAAGAAAGCCGAGUGGGCCCUACGAUGGAUCGAUGGCUCAGAAUCGUUCGCGGAACGCAUCGUCGCGUUCGCCUGCGUCGAAGGGAUCUUCUUCUCCGGGAGCUUCUGCUCGAUAUUUUGGCUGAAAAAGCGCGGGUUAAUGCCAGGUUUAACCUUCUCGAACGAGUUGAUCUCGCGAGAUGAAGGCCUCCACUGCGAUUUCGCGUGCUUGCUGUACUCUCUUCUGAGGAAGAAGCUCCCUGAGGAGCGUGUGAAGGGGAUCGUGAAGGACGCCGUGGAUAUAGAGAGGGAGUUUGUGUGCGACGCGCUUCCUUGCGCGUUGGUAGGAAUGAACGGAGACCUGAUGAGUCAGUAUAUUGAGUUCGUUGCAGAUCGGUUGCUGGUGGCGCUUGGGUGCAAGAAGGUGUACAAUGUUCAGAACCCUUUUGAUUGGAUGGAGCUUAUUUCGCUUCAGGGGAAGACCAACUUCUUUGAAAAGCGUGUUGGGGAGUACCAGAAGGCUUCGGUUAUGUCAAGCUUGAACGGUCACGGUGGUGUCCACGUGUUCAAGAUGGAUGAGGACUUUUAAAUAACACCUGGAUCACUUUAUAUAUGCUCUAAUUUUCCUUUACUCUGUUAUUUAAUAUGUCUGAUAUAUUGUAUUCCCGUUCCCGGUUUUAGAUUAG
Molecule: messenger RNA, 1237 nt
Organism: Arachis stenosperma
Lineage: Eukaryota; Viridiplantae; Streptophyta; Magnoliopsida; Fabales; Fabaceae
Product: ribonucleoside-diphosphate reductase small chain
Exons: 1
Coding region: 151-1140 (329 amino acids)
Biological process (GO): deoxyribonucleotide biosynthetic process
Molecular function (GO): oxidoreductase activity
Source: RefSeq, a predicted model, not a curated record